AACUUUAUAAUCUUUACACCAUUUGUCUUUUGAAGACGGAACGCGCGUCUGGCGUACAAAAUUAUAAGUCUGGUAUAUAUAAAGAGUUUUUUUUACAUGUUCUCGUCCUGAUAUGCAUUUUAAAAAAUCAGACAUUCAUCAGAUACAAAAAAGUAUUUUAUUAAGAAUGUGAGCCAUUCCUUUUACCUCUGAAUGCAUGAUUUUUGUUGUUUUUUUUUUUCAUUAUUUAAGGGGCGUUGAAAAAUGACUGGUUAUCAAAUAAUGAGAUUGAAAAUCAUCUGUAUAGUAUUUACCAAAAUCUAUUGCUUUGAUAACGUCAUCAAACCAAGUUGUCAGCCUGAUGAAGAAAUUUGUGAGUUUCAUUGGACAGUUGCAUACUUCCAAACAAUGACAAUAAUCCCACCAAACGGAAAAGGCUCAAGAGCGCCAGUAGAAAAUGUCAAUGGCACACUUUAUGUUAGGACUAACUGUGGAUCACUGGAAAAUGUUCGAGAAGUUACUGAUGAUGACUAUUUCGUAUCCGGCGAUGGACACCUAAAGUUUAUGUUUGCAAUUAACGACCAAGUUCCAGGACCUUCAAUUGUCGUAUACGAAGGUCAACAGAUUGUAGUGCAUGUUCACAAUAAAUUACUGAUGGAAGGAGUGUCUAUUCAUUGGCAUGGUCUGCUUCAGAAAGGUUCCCCUUUCAUGGAUGGUGUGGCUAGAGUUACACAGUGCCCUAUCAAUCCAGGAGAAACUUUCACUUACAGAUUUAAAGCUCUUCCUUAUGGGACAUUCUGGUACCAUUCACAUCUUGGGGCACAGAGAUCAGAUGGAAUAGCUGGUGCCUUAAUAAUUUUAAAAAGACCACAGUUACCAACUGACACUGUGCAACUGAAUGAAAAAGAGUUUGUUUUUCUCGUACAAGACUGGUUCCAAAGAGGUUUUACACAUGAAGUAAAGCUGUCUAACUGGCAUUUAAACAAGUACAUACAUACCGCCAAUGGUGAAUUGUGUGCUGGUAUAAAAAAGACAUAUGACGGUUCAGUUAUUGGACAGAAGGGUAUACAGACUCCGUUGAUUAAUGCAAAAGGGAGAUUCCACGAACCUGCAACAAAUGGUAAUGCUAACUAUCUACCCUUGGAGACGUUUGUUGUUACAAGUAGACAUAAAUACCUGUUUAGAAUGAUUGGUAUACAGUCAAUAAGUACUUAUCGUAUUUCUAUUGAUAAUCACAAGAUGAAGGUCCUUGCUGUUGAUGGAGCUGAUAUUGAACCUGAGGAGACAGACUUUGUAAUAAUACAUUCUGGUGAAAGAUAUGAUGUCGAAGUCCUAAGCAAUGCAUCAGUUGGGAACUACUGGAUUAGACUUGAAGAUUUGGCACGUCAGGAUAUUGCAGGGAAUCCCAUACCAAUGGUAGUAGGAUAUGGAAUACUAAGAUACGAUGGCGCACCAAAGGAAGAUCCUGUUAGCUCAGGGAAAGUUUGCACAAAAAGAAAGCCAUGCCGAGUUGUAAACUGUAUAUUCGGAACCUUUCCUGCAGAUGAUUAUACAUCUUGUAUUCCUGUUUCCAAACUUAAAUCAAAAGAACAUGAACUAGAAACCAAUCCAGUACCAGUCAUGUCUAGUGCAAACGAUAUGCAGGAAUUCUUUCUUAGUUUUCAUUACUCGUUACCAGAGGACAACCCAAGCAUGGUAGUAUCUACGAUCAACAACUUUCGGAUGAUUUUACCAACAUCUCCACCAAUGUUGCACGAGGCUGAUUUUGUACCAGAGACUGCUUGUCCAAAAGAAAUCACCACAUUUGCAUCCCAAUGUAAUCACAUAUUGGAGUUAAAAUUAGGAAAUGUAAUACAGUUUGUUUUAGUAAAUGUUGAAACAAAAGGUUUUGGCAGACCACAUCCAAUUCAUAUCCAUGGACAUCGAUUCCAUGUAAUGAAAAUCGGAUUUCCGAAAUAUGAUCCCAUAACUGGUAACAUGACGGAAAUGAACCAGGAUAUAAUUUGUGAAUCUAAAAAUUGUGACAGAGCUCAAUGGGCGGAUCCAUCAUGGGCUAAUGGGAAUGUUCCAGGUAUGAACACCAAAAAUCCUGCUAUCAAAGAUACAUUGGUUUUGCCAUGGGGAUCAUAUGCUGUAGUCCGCAUUCUUGCUGAUAAUCCAGGUUAUUGGUACAUGCACUGUCACAUAGAGCUACAUAACAUAGAUGGGAUGGCUUUGAUUUUGCAAGAAGGUGAAAGAUCUGACAUGCCCAAACCAGCUGAUGACAUGCAUUUUUGUGGCGACUCGAACAACAAUCAAACUAUCAAGCCUCAAAUAAUGGUAUCUGCAGUAAAAACAUUAUUAGGAGAUGCCGCAGAAAAAGGACUUUCAACAGAAUCAAAGGUGUCUGCGUCCUCAGUUGUCGGAACCAUUGUGGUCUCUGUAGUUAUUACUCUGUCACUUGUGUUCAAUGUAAUUAGCAUGAUUAUAUUACUCAGAAGAAAAUUAUAUACAUACCACUCCUAUAUACCGGAGGUGAAGUUAGAACAGUACCAGAAUGAAGAAACUAUUAAACUGUUAAAAUGAUACUAAUACAACUAGCACUAUAGAUUGGAUUAGGACUAAUACGUUGCUCAGCAAUACAGAUACCAGAUUUCUAGUUGUAGUUGAGGAUCUUUUACAUUUAAUACAGCGAACUGAAACUUU
Molecule: messenger RNA, 2664 nt
Organism: Mytilus californianus (California mussel)
Lineage: Eukaryota; Metazoa; Mollusca; Bivalvia; Mytilida; Mytilidae
Exons: 15
Coding region: 244-2544 (766 amino acids)
Biological process (GO): iron ion transport
Cellular component (GO): plasma membrane
Molecular function (GO): oxidoreductase activity; copper ion binding
Source: RefSeq, a predicted model, not a curated record